AUGAAGAAAUCAGUAAUCAAGACUGGCUCUGCUAAAGCGCCUCCGGAUACUUCCUCCAGGAAAGGGAAAGAGCAUGUAAUCCUUGAUUUUGAUGGCGAUACUUCUGAUGAUGUUGAUGUGACUGUGAAGAAUAUAGCAAGCAGGUUGAGGAAGAAGAAACACGCAACACCGGUCAAGUCAACUACAAGGACCCCUAAGGACUCCAAAGCUGCUGGCUCUGUAAGGAAAAGCAAAGGCAAGACAACAAGCAAAGGAAAAGGGUUGAAUGUUUCAAACAAGAAGAGGAAGCAUGUCUCUGACCAUGAGUCAGAUCAAGAUGGUGAACCAACCAUGCCUGACAUCUCUACAACUGCAAGGAAGAGGGUUAAGGGUAAACGAGUUCCCCUGAAUGUUGUUGAUGUCCCUUUGGACAAUGUUUCUUUCCACUAUGCAGAUAAUGCUCAGAGAUGGAAGUUUGUCUCCCAUAGACGCAUUGCUAUAGAGAGUGUAACACCCCGAUUUCCAGGUCUUACAGAGAGGGAGUUGAGUGAGGAGGCCUUGGAAUUCAAGGAGAUCAUUGAUCUCCUCAGUAAAGCUGAGUUGAUGAAGACUGUCAAAGGUAUUGGCAGGUGUUAUGAGAAACUUGUGAGGGAGUUUAUUGUCAACAUUCCCUCUGACUGUGAUGAUGCAGGGUCUGCUAAGUUUUACAAGGUUUUUGUAAGGGGAAAGUGUGUGCAUUUUUCUCCACUUGUGAUCAAUGAAUUUCUGGGAAGGUCUACCACAGCUGUUUCUGAGGGGGAGUCUGACCUCAAUGAGAUUGCUAAGGUUAUCUCUGGCAAGCAAGUGAUGCAGUGGCCCAAAAAGGGUUUGUUACCAUCUGGGAAGCUAACUGCCAAGUUUGCUGUGUUGAGCAAAAUUGGUGCUGCAAAUUGGCUGGCAACAAAUCAUACUUCUGGAAUUACUAUCCCUCUGGCCAAGUUAAUCUUCUGGAUAGGUACUGGGGCUACGAUGGAUUUUGGACAACAUGUGUUUGAGCAGACCUUCAAGCAUGCUGGUUCCUAUGCUGUGAAAUUGCCAAUCAUGUUCCCAUGUCUCAUUACUGAGUUGAUUCUUCAGCAACAUCCUAGCAUCUUGCAGGCUGAUGAAGCCCCCAGUAAGAAAGGAUUGCCUCUGGAUUUUGACUAUAGACUGUUUGCUGGGACACAUGUGCCAGACAUUGUGUUAAAUGCUCCCAAGGAUGCUCCUAGUGCUAGUGGAACCAAGGGCGUGACUGCUGAUGAUGAGGGUGCUGAGGCAAACUUGGAUGAGGAGGAUGAUGAUGAGGCACUGUCAGAUGAUGACAAUGUGGAAGAGGAAGGAGAAGAUCCUACUGAUGCUGAUUCAACUUCUGAAAUCACUUAUGAGUAG
Messenger RNA from Lotus japonicus, 1386 nucleotides. RefSeq lists its product as uncharacterized. The record is from RefSeq and is a predicted model, not a curated record. NCBI's taxonomy places the organism in Eukaryota, Viridiplantae, Streptophyta, Magnoliopsida, Fabales, Fabaceae. The transcript has 3 exons. The coding region runs from base 1 to 1386 and encodes 461 amino acids.